Strongylocentrotus purpuratus (purple sea urchin) is the source of this 2385-nucleotide messenger RNA. RefSeq lists its product as uncharacterized. Bases 143 to 1759 code for a protein of 538 amino acids. The transcript is spliced from 4 exons. The record is from RefSeq and is a predicted model, not a curated record. Lineage: Eukaryota; Metazoa; Echinodermata; Echinoidea; Camarodonta; Strongylocentrotidae.
UUGUUUUGGAAACAAUACUGUCUUGCACCUAUAUUUAAACAGCCGCCUUUCCGAAAGCGACACACUUCGCUGUUUACAACUUCGCUACGUCACAUCAAGCUGGUUACAUCGCUCAUAAAGUUCUUCGUACUAGCUUCUCGUCAUGUUUACGGAUAAUACCAAGGAUUCUGCUGCAAGCUCACUUCCUCAAGUGGAUUUGAGUUGGCUUUCAACGACCACAGGCCCAGAGAGGAAGAGGAAGAAGCGCCGGGACACUUCGGCACCAAAAAGAGAAAAAGGACGACCGUCUGUUCGAGAUAAAUUCCCCGAAGUCAUUCUGACAGCUUCCCGAUACAUCGCCGACAACGGGUUCAGAGCGCAUCGACGUCGUCAGGAAAGCAUAGGAACUUGCGGGUCUACUAUCAAGAACAUCAAGGAACACGUGCAAGAGACUGUUCCUGGUCUUCAAGAGUCUCAUCCAAACUUGAGUGACCGAACAGUUGCUCGCUGGAUGAUGCCGCCAAACAGAUCUUGUAACGCCUCCAAGUCUUAUGCUGGACUCAUCGAAGCAAGGGUGCCUGCGAAGGAGAACUCGGCCAGAAAAGGGAACGAUAACAGCCACUUCUACUCUGCCAGGGUCCGGUACUUGAUGGAGUGUGCCUCGAAACACAACCACGAGGUCAUGAUCUACAGUGCCGACAACAAAAAUAAAGUCAAGGUGGGCGACACUACAUUGGCCGUGGACCGACGCAUCAAAAUCCGGAAAAUAUUCCCAACCAACGACAAGCCAGUCUACUACGACCAUGACUUCCCCACUCCUGGGUACUUACUGACGCCUUCUGGGUACCUUGAGCUCGAGCCAUCCACCCUUCUCACCAAAGACAACCUUGGCAGAGACCAUUAUGUAUCCCCCCAAUCAGGCCCGUCUGAAAUCUUCUUGAGGAGUCCGCGUUCCGCAUGCAACAUAGCUUCCCAUCUGGAUAACAUGUCACAGAUUAUACAGAGGAAAUCUUCACAUAAAUCGGUACUAUUCAUGAUUGUUGACGGCGGACCAGACUUCAAUGUGAAUCAUAUCACUAAUAUGUUCUACUACUCGAGGUUUUUCAAGGAUGCCGAUCUGGACGCUCUCGUCAUCACUUGUACUCAUGCGUUAUCAUCGGUAUACCUGCGUUCGACUUUGGAAGGAGAAGCAGUUCCCCCAUGUGCACAAGCACGACUGUCUGCACAAGAAAAGCUAACAAAGGAACAUAUGGUCUUCGACGCAGCAACUUCAUCAAUCAGGGACGUCCACUGGAAUCAUCUUACAUUCAAUGGAAGUGAUGUGAAUGUUCACUGUGUACCGAGCGGGUAUGUUCCCGAAUGUGGCAAGGACUAUGUUGAGGUUAAGCGGGUCCUCGGCGGAUCGGCUAAGGCAUUGAAAGAAAGCGACUUCAAAGACAACUUCGACUUCUGCAUGCAGCACAUCGACAGACGCAUUGGAACGAUCAUUUUCACGAAGUGCAAGAGAGAAGAAUGUCUGUACUGUGCAAGGAAGCCUCCUCGAGUUUCAGCAGAGCUACUGGACUGUUUGCGUGCUUUUCCAUCUCCACAGCCAAGUUCUACGCACCCUGGACAUUUCAUGACAUUUGGAGAAUCGUUGUUGGUACCUCGUGCUCCUCCCUGUGAACACCUACCACUGUUUAGAGAGAAGGGUCUUGGGAGGUGCAGCUUUCCGGAGUGCUCGUAUGUAUUUAACAGUCAGAAGGACGUAACUGACCACCGUCGUAAGUUUCACCGAUAGGUACAUGAACAUGUAAACUCCUACAACCACCCAUGAAAAUAACGAUUCUCCAGGCGCAGGGAAUUAUUUCUCAUGCAUAAAUAAGGCAUUCUAUAUGAUGUAUAUAUUGCAAAUAUCUGAAGUUGAUUUACAUUUCAGCAUAUCAACGAACAUGGAGAUGCUUUUCUUUCCUCUAACAUUGUUUGAUAAUUCAAUUAGAUAAUCGGCUUUGAAGAAAGCUAUUUGUUGAUUUAUUUCAUUGAAUUGUUAAAGUUGAAUACAUUUAAUAGCGAUUCAAGUGUGGCAUUUAACAAGAAAUUUUAUCUGAAAAUGCAUAGCCGAGACAAAAUAGCUCCAAUCUGAUAGUCAAUGCAUGGUUUGGUGGCUCAUUUCCAUGGGCUUGCCGAGAGUAAUUGAAUCACACUAUUUACUUGAUUGUUUCACAAAUAAUAUAACAACAGGGUCAUAGCAGGGAUAGUAAUUUGAAUAUAAAUGUAUAUGUCAUAUAAUGGAGUUAAGUUCGAUUGAUAAUAGAUGCAUGUAAUUUAUAUGUACGUUUACUAUAAUAAUUUGUGAAAUGAGCACGUAUACAUUAAAUAAAAAAUAAUCGACAAGUGUUAUAUAUUUCAUGCAUAAUACUAUUAAAG